Molecule: messenger RNA, 780 nt
Organism: Pyricularia grisea
Lineage: Eukaryota; Fungi; Ascomycota; Sordariomycetes; Magnaporthales; Pyriculariaceae
Exons: 1
Coding region: 1-780 (259 amino acids)
Biological process (GO): carbohydrate metabolic process; pentose-phosphate shunt
Molecular function (GO): 6-phosphogluconolactonase activity
Source: RefSeq, a predicted model, not a curated record
AUGGGCAAGCAAGCCAACCUUUUCGCCUUUGCGGGCGUUGAUGCGCUCGCCCCCGCGCUCCGAUCCUACGUCAUCCAGUGCCAAGACGCCGGCAUAACAAGACACGACGUCUUCAAGGUCGCCGUCUCGGGCGGCUCUCUACCCAAGACCCUGGCACAGGCCCUCCUCGCCGCUCCGGCGCCCGGCGAGCCCGAGGUGCGCUGGGACAAGUGGGAGAUAUUCUUCGCCGAUGAGCGCGCCGUGCCGCUCGACCACGAGGACUCUAACUAUGGCCUGCUCAAGAAGGAGCUUCUGGACAAGAUCCAGGGCCCCCAGCCGACCGUUCACGCCAUCGACAUCGAGGUCCUCGACGACACGCAGGAGCUGGCCGACCGCUACGAGCAGACCCUGGUCCGCAGCUUCGCCAGCCGCGACAGCGUCAAGCUCCCCAUCUUCGACCUGCUGCUGCUCGGCUGCGGCCCCGACGGCCACACCUGCAGCCUUUUCCCGGGACACGAGCUGCUGCGUGAGACGAGCGCCUGGGUCGCCCCCAUCGAGGACAGCCCCAAGCCCCCGCCCCGCCGCAUUACCCUGACCCUGCCCGUGGUCACCCACAGCGUGCGCGUCGCCUUUGUCGCCACCGGCGGCGGCAAGAAGGACAUCAUGAAGCAGAUCUUUGACCAGGAGUCUGGCCUGCCGUGCGCCCUCGUGAACCAAGGCACAGGCGACAGGUGUUCUUGGUUCGUCGACAACCCAGCAGUCGAGGGCGUUAGCUUUCCUAGGAGGAGCUUCAACUUGUAG